Rubroshorea leprosula is the source of this 1828-nucleotide messenger RNA. The record is from the annotation of a GenBank genome assembly. Lineage: Eukaryota; Viridiplantae; Streptophyta; Magnoliopsida; Malvales; Dipterocarpaceae.
UUCCACUGUUCUUUUAGCAUACCCAAUUCGUCACAGGUCAAUUGUUCAAAUCCAUCACCCGUCUUUCACUAGUUUGUUAGGAUGCACACAAGUCAGGUCUUUUUUUCUUUCAUAUGCAGGCAUUUAGACUUGCUCAAAUCAUGGAGGGUCGGCAUUUAUCUUGCCAGGAUAGCUUCAAUUUUAGACAUACAAUGGAUGUUUUUACUUUGAUAGCAUUUGUAAGUACUUCUUUUUUAAUCUUCUUGAAAGCCUCCACAGCAAUUGACUACAUUUCUCCAUCUGAGCCUCUCCCCGAUGGAAAGACCUUAGUUUCCCAUGAUGGAAGCUUUGAGUUGGGUUUCUUCCAUCCAGGCAGUUUUGGGAACCGGUACCUGGGAAUUUGGUACAAGAACAUCCCAGUCAGAACGGUUGUUUGGGUUGCAAACAGGGUGAAUCCAUUAAAUGACUCUUCUGGCAUGUUGAUGGUAACAACCACUGGUGAUCUUCAGGUUCUGAGUCAGAACAUAACUGUCGUUUGGUCAGCUAACUCAACAAAAGCAGCUCAGAAUCCUAUACUGCAACUCCUGAAUUCUGGCAAUCUUGUUUUGAUAGAUGGUAGGGAUGGAAAUUCGGAAGCUUACUUGUGGCAAAGCUUUGAUUAUCCAUCUGAUACACUGCUACCAGGGAUGAAACUAGGAUGGGACUUGAGAACUGGCCUUGACCGGCAUCUCUUAGCGUGGAAGAACUCUGAUGAUCCAUCUCCUGGUGACUUUACUUGGGAAAUUGAACUACAAGGCAAUCCUGAGGCUGUGCUCUGGAAAGGCUCACAGAAAUAUUUCCGGAGUGGCCCCUGGAAUGGCAUAAGAUUUAGUGGUGCCCCAUAUUUAAGUCCUGAUAACCGAGUUUUUAGUUAUGAAUUUGUCUCCAAUGAAGAGGAGGUCUACUACAUGUUUUCCUUCAAAAACAAGUCUGUGCUCUCAAGGAUUGUUCUGAACCGAACUGACCACACAAGGCAGAGACACACAUGGAGUGAGGAAACUCGAACUUGGAAGCUUUUCACAUACGUACAUAACGAGUAUUGUGACAAAUAUGGGCUUUGUGGUGCAUAUGGGAAUUGUGACAGCACUCAACUUCCAGCUUGCCAAUGUUUGAAAGGAUUCAAGCCUAAAUCACCAGAUGGAUGGAGCUCUGGGGACUGGUCUCAAGGAUGUGUCAGAAACAAGCCAUUGAACUGCCAGGCAGGUGAUGGAUUUAUCCAAUUUGGAAGUGGUUAUAAGUCUCCUGAGUAUGCGGUAGAUGGGCACUUCUCAAUAAAAUCUGAUGUCUUCAGCUUUGGUGUGACAGUACUCGAGAUCAUAAGUGGGAAGAAGAACAGAGGAUUUCACCACUCGGAUCACAAUCAUAAUCUUCUUGGACAUGCAUGGAGACUAUGGAUGGAAGAAAGAGCAUUGGAAGUAAUGGACACCAUGUUAGGUGACUCUUACACUGUUUCUGAGAUUCUACGCUGCAUUCAUGUGGCUUUACUAUGUGUUCAGAAACGACCAAAGGAAAGGCCAGAUAUGUCAUCAGUGGUUCUAAUAUUGAGCAGUGAAAAUCCAUUGCCUCAACCAAAACUUCCUGGUUUUUACACCGAAAGGAAUCUACCAGAAGAAGAGGUUUCAUCAAGCCAGUAUGAACGUGUUUCAGUAAAUGAAGUAACAAUUUCAAAGUUGCAGGGACGGUAGACCAUCAUCACUUGAAAUAAAAAUGUUAAACAUAAAAGUGGAAGGCUAGUAUAUGUAAUGUAAUAGCAAACAUCCUGGAUAUCAUUUUCUUGGCAGUAAUGAGCUAAGAAAAUUGUGUAGCAUGU